UGCAAACCAUGGGGAGGCGGCAGGUGAGACCUUCCUGCCCAGCUUUCCGACUCCGAGAAGUGGCUUCCAUGUAUUUCACUAUGCUUGCUGUCUUCCUGGUCAUCUUGGUGGUCGCCCUGCAAGGUACUGAUCCGAGAGAGAACUAUUUCCCGUACAAAGUCCCUCUGGAUCCUCAAGGGGUCUUGGAGCUCUCCUGGAACGUCAGCUACCACCAGGAAGAGGUGCAUUUCCAGAUUUUGGUCAAGAAACUGAAAUAUGGGCUGCUCUUUGGGAUGUCAGAUCGAGGAGACUUUGAGAAUGCAGAUCUGGCCGUCCUCUGGAGUGAUGGAGCCCAGUCUUAUUUUGCGGAUGCUUGGAGCGAUCGCUAUGGACAACUGCACAUGGACACCCAGCAAAGCUACAAGCUCCUUCAAGCACAGAAGAGCACAGAGGGACUCUACCUGCUCUUUAAAAGGCCCUUUGACACCUGUGACCCAAAGGACUACCUAAUAGAGGAUGGUACUGUGCAUCUUAUCUAUGGGAUUCUGGAGAAGCCAGUCCCUUCCCUCCAAGCGAUCAAUGUUUCCGCUCUCCGUCAGAAAGGAGUGCAAAGGGUACAGCUGCUGAAACCAGACGUCGGCAUUCCCUCCCUACCUGGCGACCUGAAGACCAUGGUGAUAAGAGCUCCUAAUGUGAGCAUACCCAGCCAGGAGACAACAUACUGGUGCUACAUGACAGAGCUUCCAGAUGGCUUUGGAAAGCAUCACAUUGUCAUGUAUGAGCCGGUUAUCACAAAAGGGAACGAAGCCAUAGUCCACCACAUGGAGGUCUUCCAGUGUGCCCCACAGUUUGAGACCUUCCCCAAUUACAGUGGACCAUGCGAUUCUAAGAUGAAGCCAGAACGGUUGAACUACUGCAGGCAUGUGCUGGCUGCCUGGGCAAUGGGCGCACAGGCUUUUUACUACCCAGAAGAUGCAGGACUCGCUUUCGGAGGCCCUGGAACCUCCAGAUAUCUGCGCCUAGAAGUUCACUACCACAACCCACUGGAGCUCAAAGGCCACUAUGAUUCCUCAGGGAUCCGCCUCUUUUACACUGCCACUCUUCGGCCUUUUGAUGCUGGUAUCAUGGAGCUUGGCUUGGUAUACACACCGGUGAUGGCAAUUCCACCACGUGAAAGCCAUUUUUACCUGACAGGAUACUGCACUGAUAAAUGCACCCAGGUGGCAUUGCCCCCCACCGGGAUCCACAUUUUCGCAUCUCAGCUUCACACUCACCUGACCGGAAGAAGCGUGGUGACCAUCUUAUCACGAGAAGGGAAGGAGCAGGAGAUUGUAAACAUAGACAGACACUACAGCCCUCAUUUCCAGGAGAUCCGCAUGUUAAAGAAAGUGGUGUCUGUGUUCCCGGGCGAUGUACUGAGAACCACCUGCAUGUACAACACCGAAGAUCGGACUAAAGCAACUGUGGGAGGUUUUGGAAUCACAGAAGAGAUGUGUGUGAACUAUAUCCAUUACUAUCCCCAGACAGAGUUGGAGCUGUGCAAGAGUGCAAUAGAUUUGGGCUACCUGCGCCGCUAUUUCAAGCUUGUGAACAGGUUUAAUGAUGACGAUGUCUGCACAUGCCCAGAAACCUCUGUCACGCAGCAGUUUGCCUCGGUUCCUUGGAAUUCUUUCAGCAGAGAUGUCUUGAAAUCCUUGUACGACUUUGCGCCCAUUUCCAUGCAUUGCAAUAAAUCUUCAGCAGUCCGUUUCCCGGGUGAAUGGGAGAAGCAGCCCUUGCCAACGAUUACAGAGGUGCUUCCAGAGCCAACCUCAUCCUGUGAACAUAGCAGCAGACCCCACUUUCCCACGUCUCCAACUGUUGUUAAACUUGACAAAGCAGCCAAAAAAUAA
Molecule: messenger RNA, 1871 nt
Organism: Sceloporus undulatus (fence lizard)
Lineage: Eukaryota; Metazoa; Chordata; Lepidosauria; Squamata; Phrynosomatidae
Gene: DBH
Product: dopamine beta-hydroxylase
Exons: 12
Coding region: 9-1871 (620 amino acids)
Biological process (GO): octopamine biosynthetic process; dopamine catabolic process; norepinephrine biosynthetic process
Cellular component (GO): secretory granule membrane
Molecular function (GO): copper ion binding; dopamine beta-monooxygenase activity
Source: RefSeq, a predicted model, not a curated record